Molecule: messenger RNA, 3860 nt
Organism: Aspergillus saccharolyticus JOP 1030-1
Lineage: Eukaryota; Fungi; Ascomycota; Eurotiomycetes; Eurotiales; Aspergillaceae
Product: serine/threonine-protein kinase
Exons: 5
Coding region: 1-3765 (1254 amino acids)
Biological process (GO): intracellular signal transduction; protein phosphorylation
Cellular component (GO): cytoplasm
Molecular function (GO): ATP binding; protein serine/threonine kinase activity
Source: RefSeq, a predicted model, not a curated record
AUGGACGCGAAUCAAGUCUACCUGAGUCCUCAGAUGAUGCGGAUCCCACUGAUGGACGCCACAACGAGAGUCAACAAGUAUCCAACCUCAAGGGAAGAGAAGGAGGAGCAGAUGAAGCAAGGCCGAUACUAUCAAGCCACCUCACCGAUGCCGAUGUCAAUCGUGACCAGUCCAUUAACGACAAAACCCGAGGCGGAGAUGAAUUACGCUUCACCCGUGGCUGACGCGCGGGCCGCAGCAAAUCGACACUCAACUAUUUCAACCGCAUCGACCGCCUCUAAUCGAGGAAAGCGCAAGACGCACGUUGGGCCAUGGCAGCUAAAAAGGACCCUCGGGAGUGGCGCAAGUGGUCGGGUCAGAUUGGCAAAGCACGCACUCACUGGACAGAUGGCAGCAAUCAAGAUUGUGUCGAAAAAAUCGGCAGCAAUGACGCAAAGUGAGAGUAUCGCGGGAAUGGAUCGGAAGGCAGGUCACGUUGUCGGGUCAAGUAUGCGACAUAUCCCUUCUGGACUCGAGAGAGAGGUGGUUAUCAUGAAGCUCAUUGAGCAUCCAAACGUCAUCAGUCUAUAUGACGUUUGGGAGAAUCGCGGCGAACUGUACCUUGUUCUUGAGUAUGUUGAGGGUGGAGAGCUGUUCGAUCACGUCCAGAAGCAUGGCCCUUUGCCAGAGGAAGAGGCAGUGCGGUUGUUUCGACAGAUUAUUGCAGGUCUCGGUUACUGCCACCGAUUUAACAUUUGUCAUCGUGACCUCAAACCCGAGAACAUCCUGCUAGAUAGUUGGCUUAAUGUGAAGAUAGCUGACUUCGGAAUGGCUGCUCUGCAGCCCAUGAAUCAAUGGCUGAAUACAUCCUGUGGAAGUCCGCAUUAUGCUGCCCCGGAGAUCAUCUAUGGCCGAAAGUACCGUGGAGAUAUGGCAGAUAUUUGGAGCUGCGGUAUCAUUUUAUAUGCGCUCUUAACAGGGUUUCUUCCAUUUGAUGGAGGAAAUCUGCCUGAUACACUGCGUCUGGUAAAAAGGGCAGAAUUUGAAAUACCUCCAGAAGUCAGUCUUGAGGCUGCUGAUCUGAUCAAGCGGAUUUUACAAAAGCGGCCUGAAGAACGCAUUAACAUGCAAGGUAUAUGGGCGCACCCGCUUCUCAAGAAAUAUGAGAAGCUCCACCAAGCGAUGGCAAACCAUUACGUGGGUCCCGCUCCGCCGCUGUCGUUCGAUGACUGUGGAGAACCUAUCGCUCAUAGAUCUGACGUUGAUCCCGAGUUGUUGCGAAAUCUUCAAACACUAUGGCACGAUGUUCACCAGGAAGUUCUGAUUGAGAGAAUAUUGUGUCCUGAACCGACGCAUGAGCGGAUGUUCUACAAUGCAUUAGUCAAAUUCAGGAAUGAGCAGCUGGAGAACUAUCAAGGCCAGGCGCUGGAGUACUCUGCCAGCGAUUACCAUCAUAUAUCCCGGGUGGAGGAGCGCAGCACCUAUAAGCGGAAUAGUCAUGCCAAGCACCACUCCAGAAAACAAUCCCAGGUCUCCGUCAAGGAGACAGGGAUACGGUCCAGGAGAUCGGUCAGGGAACCAAUGUCCUGUGCUACAGUGGAGAGCUAUGAUCCGUAUCGAUCUCCGAAGCACAAGAUUCCACUGCAGGAAGCCGAAUUCGCGCAGAUCACGAUCUACCGAAAUGGAAUCGACAGCCAUGAAGUAUUCGAGAAACCUCCCAUUCCUCCAAUUCCAAAACCGGUAGCCGAGGAAUCAUCAUGCCAGGAGCUUGAUUGCCCUCCAAGCUCCCCCUUUGUAGUGGGCCGCAACAGGAAAAUGAAAGUCGCUUCUAUGAAGUCAUUCCAGUCUAAAGCCUCACAAUCAUCUCGUCGAGCUCUGUAUGGCACACCCGCACCGCGAUCGGCCAGCUACAAGCGGAACGUGUGUUUUCGCCAUGCUCGAACUCGCUCCCAAGGAUCAGUAUCGGUGAGAACAAAAACUCCACGAGUAAGGGCUCGGGAGAUCAAAGCCAAUUCAAGUGACGGCAGCUUGGAGGUAUCCGAAUUCGAAGACGACCCAUUCAUCGAUGGCAACGGAAGUCCAACGCUUCCAGCUCAGCCAACCGUCGUGCGAAGUGCAGGCGUAACAGUCAAGAAAUGUCCACAAAUGAAGAAGGUGCGCACAUGUGACUUCACAUGGAAGGAAGAUGCGAGGAAGGUUUCCCAUGAGCUCAGUCAAAUCUGCGAGGAAGCUUUCAACGGCAGUUCGCUGUCCACUGGAUGCACGAAUACAAGUACCUGCAUUGGAACAGAGACCCCUGCCACGUCGGUUUCCAUGGCUAGUCCCGAAGCUUCGGAGCGGACAAUCAAGUCCAAGACAUCUACUACUCGACCAAAGCCAUUGCCUUCCGCCUCAGCAUCCAAACCUUACACGGUUGCAGAACUUGCCGAGACUCGGCGCAGAUUGAUUGAACACUCCACCAAGGGUGGCAAUGAGGAUAUACCAGGAUAUUUAGUCGCAGUGAUAGGCCAUCUCGACCGACUGAUUGAGCAGGAUGAGCUUCGACAACGAGAUCGACCCGACUGUGCACGUCCCAUCUCUACUGCUUCUUCUGACCCCUAUCCUUCAAACCCAACCGCCAACCACAGCAAUCGGCGUAGCAUGAUUCCUUCUGAUGCCCAGAGAACAGCCAAAUCUCGGGCAAGCCCUGAGCACCAUGCCAACCGCACAAGUCGUGACGGCAAGCGGACAAUACGCAUGGUGCCUCACAGCUCGGUACACUCCAUGGAGCCGUCCAGACACCUACCUAUACAGAAGAGCCAAGCAGUACUCCCGCAGGAAACACGGCAGUCGCUUGAUGGAUAUAAGAUACCCGGUGAUAGUGAACAGGGAGCCCUACCUACUAGAAGAUUCGCCUCCGUAAAUUCUCGUCACAGUCGCAUUCCCUGUGAGCUCGAUCCUAUCGCAGAGAAUCCGGGUUCACCUAGGCGCAAUACCACCCGAACGUCGGACAACAGAAAGUGGUCAUGGCUGCCCAAUAAGUACAACACCUCGAAUGAGAAGGGAACCAGGAACUCGGCACAUGUUCGCCCAAUACAGCCAAGUUCCGAGACCGUGAUAAGACAUGACGUUCAUCCACCAACAGAUUUGUUCUCAACGCAAGGAGACUCCAACUUGACUGAGAGACAUUCACCUUCGAAAGCGAAGACAGGAUUUUUCCGACGCCUAAUCAAUCGCCGGACAAGCAAAAGUACUCAGAACCGUGAAUCUGAACCUGAAUCUACAGAAACAUACCAGCUCCUGGAACAGCCUGAACAGCGCGAGCACUCUCUCGACUUGGAGGACAGCAGACCCCUACCCGACCGACCACAGAACACAGGGAGAAGCCAGAACUGGUUUGCCCGAGUCUUUCACUUCAAGCCCGCAACUCGAGUCGUGGCACUUAACACGUCAACAACAAAGGCGCGAAAGGACGUUCACAGAAUACUUCGGGAUUGGAAGAAAUAUGGCAUGCAAGAUGUUUACCUCGAUCGUGAGCGACGUGUUGUUUACGGGACCGUGGGCGAAGCAAACUUCCUUCGUCUCCGGCCAGUUCAGUUCUCUGCCGAGUUCUGUACCUACCUCGAGCAAGGCCGACAAGAGAACCUGAGUCUUGUCCGAUUCCGACAAGAAAGAGGAGCCGCUUCCUCUUUCAACAAGGUUGUAGACGCACUGUACAUGGUCAUGAAGCAACGCAACAUGCUUGUGGAAGACCCAGCGCGAGCAAAGGAGAUGGUUCGCAUUCUGGACGCGUUUCCAGAAUCAUGAUUCUCUGCGCCGAGAUUCUUCACCGUGCCUACCCUCCUUUACCGCUCGUCCUCAAGGCCUUGUUCCCUCGUAUAGCUCUAUCAACGAGUGAUUCC